AUGGUGGAUCACUCGGUGCCGUCAGACAUUCUUGAUGAUCUCAGCAGCCGAUUCAUCAUCAAUGUGCCCGAAGAAGAGCGAAAAGAUUUGGUUCGAAUAUGUUUUCAAAUCGAACUGGCUCACUGGUUUUAUUUAGAUUUUUAUUGUACAGAUGAAAAUCCAAAGCUUAGACGAUGUAGUAUGAGAGAAUUUGCUACACAUAUUUUCUUUCACGUACCGUUUUUAAAACCACACGUGGCUAAUAUAGAUAAUAUUCUUGAACAGUGGCGAGAAUAUAAACAAAAUGUUCCCACGUUCGGAGCUAUUGUAUUGAAUGAAGAUUUAACUAAAGUAUUGCUUGUACAGAGUUAUUGGGCAAAAAAUAGUUGGAGUUUUCCUAAAGGCAAAGUCAACGAGGACGAGGAUCCGUCUCAUUGUGCCGUGCGAGAGGUUUUGGAAGAAACUGGCUUCGAUAUUUCAAACCUGAUAGAUGAAAAUGAAUAUAUCGAAUCAGUGAUAAAUGAACAAUUACUGAGGUUAUAUAUAAUAUGCGGUGUUCAAAAGGAUACGAAGUUUCAACCGAAAACAAGGAAAGAGAUAAAAAAUGUGGAAUGGUUCUCUUUAGCAGACUUACCCAACAAUAAAAAGGACAUGACGCCGAAAGCGAAAAUAGGAGUUGGUCCCAACGCAUUUUUCAUGGUAAUUCCGUUUGUAAGGAGAAUGAGACGUUGGAUACAAGAAAAACAUUUACGCGAGAAAAAUAUAAAUACAGUACGAAGACAUAGACACAAGUCUCUUGGUGAUGUUGAAACUGUUUCCAAAGGCAAACGACAACAACAACAACAACAACAACUACUACUACUACUUCCUCAUUCUGCUCAAGGUGAUGUUCUGAGCUUUAAAGAUUUUAAAAACUUUCGACAAUCUAACACCUCACCCGCACGAAGCCGUCGUAGCAUGUACGACAACAAAAACGCUGUGUCAAAAGCAGCCAUUAAACGUAAUCUAUUCGGUGAACAAAACGAAGAUGAAACUUCAACUGCUCUUGCCAAACAACUAAUGGAUAGUCCACAGAGUCAACAGACUUGUGCGUCUCUAAUGGAUCCCGCAAUCCAAUCGGUGAAAUGCAACGAAUUUAACGAAAAAGCAAAGGCUUUUGUCAAUGGAAUUAAAGUAUUUCCACAUCGGGAACACCAGAGUGCAGAAAUUUCCGAUGGAGAUAUGAAGGUCUUAUUAUUGGGCAAAGCAGCAAGUAUAUUACCGACAGAUUUAAAGACUGCAUCUUCUUCGUUUGGUGCGACGGAUUAUACUGCACGAUUUCUUCCAACAGAAGAUUUUAGAGCCCAAAAACAUUCCACGCAAUUGUGUUCAAUAAUUUGGGAACACUUUAAAUUUGAUAAGCAAGCAAUACUUAACUGUUUAUAA
This is a messenger RNA of Dufourea novaeangliae, 1404 nucleotides long. It is a transcript of the gene DCP2, whose product is annotated as m7GpppN-mRNA hydrolase. Gene Ontology annotation, biological process: nuclear-transcribed mRNA catabolic process, nonsense-mediated decay; deadenylation-dependent decapping of nuclear-transcribed mRNA. Bases 1 to 1404 code for a protein of 467 amino acids. The record is from RefSeq and is a predicted model, not a curated record. Gene Ontology annotation, molecular function: RNA binding; manganese ion binding; 5'-(N(7)-methylguanosine 5'-triphospho)-[mRNA] hydrolase activity. The transcript is spliced from 5 exons. NCBI's taxonomy places the organism in Eukaryota, Metazoa, Arthropoda, Insecta, Hymenoptera, Halictidae. Gene Ontology annotation, cellular component: cytoplasm; P-body.